Dendronephthya gigantea is the source of this 1587-nucleotide messenger RNA. RefSeq lists its product as uncharacterized. Bases 246 to 878 code for a protein of 210 amino acids. The record is from RefSeq and is a predicted model, not a curated record. NCBI's taxonomy places the organism in Eukaryota, Metazoa, Cnidaria, Anthozoa, Malacalcyonacea, Nephtheidae. The transcript has 3 exons.
UCUACAACUUCUAAAUCACAUCCACUGAACGAAUCACAGCUGAUGGAGAGUUCAGGAAGCAGUUUAUUCAUAGCAUCAAAAUUCAUCUAUAUCGGCCCUACGACAGGAAUUCAACCUAUGUCCUGUGUCGUGCCGUGGCACUGCCUUGGCCUCUGAGCUACGGAGAGCUGCCAAGAUCGAGUGAACGUAUAAGAAUCAUCUAUAUAGACGGGAGUGUAAUGGAAGUGUAUUAGAUAAAGUUCGAAAUGGCCGGAGAAUGUUCAUCGUCAUGGCCUAAAUUAACUUUGGAACCACCUAGGAAAAGAGUGGAAAGUCAUCGUGAUAAAGAGCCGUAUAAUAGCUCUAAAGCAGCUCUACUACAAUCACUGAGUGAAGCAGAAGACACACUUAAACAACUUGGACAUGACGCACUUCGAAAACGAAUUGAAGAUUUGCGUGGAAAAGUAAAAGAUGUUUUAGAAGAUCAAGAAGAAGAAAUAAAGAAUCUUCGACGCGAAGUAAAAGAUUUAACCGAUGAAGUGUCUAGUCUGAAAGCAGAAAAAGACGAGCUGGAGCAAACGCUCGCACUGGCUCAAGUUACGUGGUCAUGGGAAGCACAUCUAGCAAGAUUUGUGGUCGAUCCUAAUGAAAAAAUUUACAAAAAUGGCAGGUUUGAUCAAAUGAGUAAAUAUCUGAAGAAAACAAGUUGGAGGAAUAAUCUUUGGAAGGAAAUACAAGACAAAGUAGCGCAGUGGUCAGGUAGACAUUGGCAAGUAGUUAAAAAUAUAAGAAAGGAGAGAAAUUGUAUUGCGCAUCCAGAUUUAAUUAACUUUGACUAUGUAGAAAGUGAACUUGCCAAGAUUUCUCCCGAAUACCGGAAGAAGAUGAAGACAUGUUGACAUGCUCAAGAUGACAGCUAGCUUAAUGAAGUUUGGACGACUAGCCAGAACUACAAGGACAAGGAUACGCUUUCUAGAGAAUCCCGAAAACGGUUGAGUGAAAUUAUUUCGUGGGAUCGUAAAUUUGAAGAAAUCGAGGGCCUACAAAAUAUGGAACACGAGGAGGCGAAAAAGUACUUGCAAACGUACGUUGGUAAUCCUGGAAAUAUCCAAGAGUAUUUUACCCUCGUCGAUUUAAUCAAAGAUGAAAAUGGCAAACAAUUGGGAAAACUGGCCUGGAAGUUUGCGAAUUCUUAUCCAUCUACCAACCAGGAAACAAAAGAUGCGCUUGAAAAAUUGCAGGCAUUGUACCCAAAAAGUGAGCACAACAAUCGCUACUUUAAAGAAAGAAUCAGUUUUGGAGUUGACGUUGCAAGGCUGCAUAUCCCCGACUUCCUGCCAAAGAAUUUGUGGAAGCGAGGCGUAGAAAUCAUGAAGAAAUAUUUUAAAGAAGGACUUGAUUCUAUAUAAGCUUAUAUUGAUUUAGCUGUGAAUGUUUUGUGCGCCAUUCUAAAAAAGAUAAAAACACACUAUACUCCGUACUCCUUAUAUUUCAAAACGUAUAAAUGAUUUUUUAUGUCAUCAUAAGUGAAUGGCCAAAUAUGAAUAUAGAGUUUUGUUAAUUGAUUAUAGAUAGAAGCAAAUGUUAAUAGUAUAACCAUGUAUGAAA